Messenger RNA from Merops nubicus (carmine bee-eater), 1683 nucleotides. RefSeq names its product glycerophosphodiester phosphodiesterase domain containing 5 (gene GDPD5). The annotation marks the transcript as partial. Gene Ontology annotation, biological process: positive regulation of neuron differentiation; lipid metabolic process. NCBI's taxonomy places the organism in Eukaryota, Metazoa, Chordata, Aves, Coraciiformes, Meropidae. The record is from RefSeq and is a predicted model, not a curated record. Gene Ontology annotation, cellular component: plasma membrane. The transcript is spliced from 15 exons. Gene Ontology annotation, molecular function: glycerophosphodiester phosphodiesterase activity.
UGGGAGCGCCUCUGGUUCCUCAUCCUCACCUCAUCCUUCUUCCUGACCCUGGUCUGGUUUUACUUCUGGUGGGAAGUUCACAAUGACUACAAUGAAAUCAACUGGUUUUUAUAUAACCGAAUGGGAUAUUGGAGUGACUGGUCCAUUCCAAUACUCGUAACAACUGCUGCUGGCUUCACGUACAUUACAGUGUUACUGAUACUAGCACUAUGUCACAUAGCUGUGGGACAGCAAAUGAACCUGCACUGGCUUCACAAGAUUGGCCUGAUGACAACCCUGAUAACUACAGUGGUGACCAUGUCAUCAAUAGCACAGCUUUGGGACGACGAAUGGGAGAUGGUAUUUAUUUCACUACAGGCCACAGCCCCUUUCUUGCACAUAGGAGCACUUGCAGCAGUCACAGCCCUGUCAUGGUUGAUAGCAGGGCAGUUUGCACGAACAGAGAAAGCCACUUCUCAGAUGCUGAUGUUCACUGCAUACCUCGCAGUUGUAGUUGCACUUUACCUCGUCCCCCUCACCAUCUCGUCCCCUUGCAUAAUGGAGAAGAAGGCUCUGGGACCAAAGCCAGCCAUUAUAGGUCACCGAGGAGCACCAAUGUUGGCCCCAGAAAACACACUGAUGUCCUUCCAGAAAGCAGUGGAGCAGAAGAUAUAUGGAGUACAAGCUGAUGUUGUACUGAGCUAUGAUGGAGUGCCAUUUCUGAUGCAUGACAAGACACUCAGGAGAACAACAAAUGUGGAGGAAAUCUUUCCAGAGCGGGCCUACGAGCACUCCUCCAUGUUCAACUGGACUGACCUGGAAAAGCUUAAUGCUGGGGAGUGGUUCCUGAAGAAUGACCCUUUCUGGACAGCUGGGUCUCUCUCAAGGUCUGACUACUUGGAAGCUGCCAACCAGUCAGUCUGCAAGCUGGCAGAUAUGCUAGAGGUGAUCAAAGACAAUACAUCGCUCAUCCUGAACUUCCAGGACCUGCCACCAGCUCAUCCCUACUACAGCACUUACAUCAACAUCACCCUGGAAACCAUCCUGGCAUCAGGAAUUAGGCAACAGGCUGUGAUGUGGCUGCCGGACACGGAGAGGCAGCUGGUCAGGCAGGUUGCCCCAGGCUUCCAGCAGACUUCUGGCCUCAAGCUGGACGCAGAGCGCAUGAGGGAGAAGGGCAUCGUGAAGCUCAACCUGCGUUACACCAAGGUCACCAAUGAGGAUGUCAGGGACUAUGCCGUGGCAAACCUGAGUGUGAAUCUCUACACUGUGAACGAGCCCUGGCUGUACUCCAUCCUGUGGUGUGCUGGUGUCCAGUCGGUCACCUCCGACAGCUCCCACGUCCUUCGCAAGGUGCCUUUCCCCAUCUGGCUGAUGCCUCCAGACGAGUAUCACCUAAUCUGGAUCACGUCUGAUCUCAUUUCAUUUAUCAUAAUUGUAGGAGUUUUUGUAUUCCAGAACUAUCACAUGAUCAGGUGGCGCCUAGGAAGCAUCAGGACCUACAACCCAGAGCAGAUCAUGCUCAGUGCUGCUGUCCGCCGGUCCAGCCGGGAUGUCAAGAUCAUGAAGGAGAAGUUGAUCUUCUCGGAGAUCAACAACGGCGUGGAGACCACGGACGAGCUGUCUCUCUGCUCUGAGAAUGGCUAUGCCAACGAGAUGGUCACCCCCACGGAUCAUCGGGACACCAAGCUGAGGAUGAGCUGA